AGACAAGCAUGUGCAUAAGGAUAUCUUCUAGAUACAAACGCUUGCUCAUUUUAUUUUGAAUGUGUAAUGUAAUUUUGCUACUGUAAAGUUUUGCGUGAGCCAUAUUAAGCCAAUCCAGAGCAGUUGUAAACUUUAUUUCCGCUGUGUGCUGCGCGCCUAGGGAGCUGUCAAACACGGGCUGCUCUGUCAUUCAGGAAGUCCACACACCGACUGACAGCACUUACAAAGUCACACCGGCCUCGCUCCGCGGAUAAAUGAUCACCAAGUGCGCGUGGUUUACAACAAGGAGUUUUUAUUCACAAGGGAGGGGAUUAUUCAAGUCAUGAUGAGAAUAUUCACGAGAGCGGUCCUGGACUAGACUGGGGGCUAACUGAGAAGGCUCAAGAUCUCGCUUGGUCGACAUUACAACAGGUCUAUCUGGCCAAUGCCGAGGCCGCCAUGGAGAGCUGUUGGCGGUAGCAGCUGCAGCAGUCGCAUGUGUGUGAGCACCCGGCCCAUGCCCCGCCCAUAAUGCCAUCCUCCACCAGGAAAGGCGCGCCGAAGGACCCCGAGCUGUCCGAGCUGUUCUUCAAAGAUGACCCUGAGGACGUCUUCUGUGACCUGCACGAGAUCGGCCAUGGGAGCUUCGGGGCGGUGUACUUUGCCCGUAACUCGUACUCCAAUGAGGUGGUGGCCAUCAAAAAGAUGUCCUAUAAUGGCAAGCAGACAACCGAAAAGUGGCAGGACAUCAUUAAGGAGGUCAAGUUUUUGGGACAGCUGCGACACCCAAACACCAUUGAAUACAAAGGCUGCUACUUAAAAGACAACACUGCCUGGCUGGUGAUGGAGUACUGUUUGGGCUCUGCAUCAGAUCUGUUAGAAGUUCACAAGAAACCACUGCAAGAGGUGGAAAUUGCUGCCAUUUCCCAUGGUGCCUUGCUUGGACUGGCUUAUCUACAUUCCCAUAACAUGAUUCACAGAGACAUUAAAGCCGGGAACAUCCUGCUGACUGAGCUGGGUCAGGUCAAACUCGCCGACUUUGGCUCCGCCUCUAUUGUUUCACCUGCCAACUCCUUUGUGGGAACACCUUACUGGAUGGCCCCAGAAGUAAUCCUAGCCAUGGAUGAGGGGCAGUAUGAAGGGAAGGUUGAUAUCUGGUCCCUUGGGAUCACUUGUAUUGAGUUGGCGGAGAGGAAACCACCCUUGUUCAACAUGAAUGCCAUGAGUGCCUUAUAUCACAUUGCCCAGAAUGACUCUCCAACUCUGCAGUCCAAUGAGUGGUGAGUUUUCCCAAAGUCAAAAACAAAACAAUCAAAAUCAAAUAAUACACAUGCAUAGAAGUGGGCUAUGACAUGGGUUAAGUGGACAAACAUUGAGAACAGAGACCAUGAGACCAAAGAGAUAUGACAUCACAAGUUGGAAUAAAGCAUUUUGAGUUUUGGAGAUGUAGACGGACUAAUAAUCCAGGUUAACUCAAAUGUGAGAAUGAAACAAAACACAACCCCAGCUAUGUUUUUUAUGAGGCAGCAACAUUCAAAAAGGAGUCUUGAAGGAGUCAAGGACCAAGGAUCAAGUUAAGUCGGAGUAAAAAAGAAAAAAACACUACUACUACUAAGCAAAUAAUUUGGGGAAAAAUAAACAAAAUCAAAUGUACUGUAUGCUAUAAAAAUAUUAAAAGUACAAGUUGAAGCAUGUCUUUGGGUGAGUUCACACUUCAACAAACACUGCGCCACAAGUCGGACUAAACUGACACUAAUUCGUGAACUAAACCAGGACUAGACUAGGACUAAACCUGGACAAGAACAGGACCAAAUCAAGUCUACAUCAGGACUAAGCCAGGAGCAAAGAAGGCAAGUCUGAACACGCUCUUAUUCUUAUUCAGUAACUUUCAUUUUUGUUGUAUAAUAAUAAGAUAUAUUACUCAGCAGUGGUUAGUACUGUACUAACUGGGUAAAAGGGAUGAAACAAUAGUCCUAUGUCCCGUCCACAGAGCACCACAGCCAGGUUAAGACUUUGUUGUGAUAAUCUGCAAAGUGUGACUGCAGCACCCAGGCCUGCUCAAGGUCACAGUCUAAGCCCAUUAUGUAAUUAAAUGGGAAACCUCCUCCUGUAUACCAGCAAUGUCUCUGUGGGUGCUUAUUUCUGCUGAUUUACUUUAUUUUUGACAUUAAACUAGACCCAAUAUUUAUGUUGUGUUUCUAUUUUUUAUUCCCCUUUUCUCCCCCCACCAACAGCUUAAACAUAUUAAGUACAGUAGACAAAUACAAACUUUCAUUAAAUUAAUGGGCCAUAGUAGAAUAAAGUAAAAUGUGUCUGCUGUUUUCUAAUAUAAUAUAAUCAAUCAUUGUUUGCAUGAUAGGCCUGAUCGGUGUUGAUUUUUAAUAACCAAAAUGUUGCAGAUUGAAAUCCUUCAUCACCACUUUUGUUCCUCAAACUUUUUAGAUGCGUCCUCCGGAGGUUGCCCUAAUUUAUGCAACCUCAUUAACAGAUUUCUGCAGAAUCAGAACUACUUUAUGUUGGCAAGAUAAAAGGUGCACCAUGUAACUUUUCUGGUUUCUGCUGAAUGGUCUCGUUGUCAUGAUAGAGAUUUUCCGCAGUAUGGCAUUAAAGUUGCCUUUCUCCAAAGAGACAUGCAGUUCAACCUCCAAGGCCAACUGACAGGUCCAAUCAGUGGAGCUCAGUAUAAGAAGGCAAGGUGUUUUGAGCAAUAACAACAUAACAUACUUUGAAACUUUACAGACAAAGCAUCUCCACAGAGACAAGCAGGUUGCGGACCCCCCGCCUGAAUAUUUACAUAAUGCACCUUUAAGGUUUAAGUUUAGCUGAAGUUGCUGUAAAUCUUUGCUGACAAUCUACACUAGUGAAUGUACUGUUCUGUGAAUACACUGUAAUGUGAUGAAUCAUUUGGAUAAUUCCAGCCCUGGAAUUUUCCAUCUCUAUUGAACUAAAACUACUGCUUCAUGACAUCACAAGGUGGAACAGAGCAUUUUGAGCUUUGGAGAUGUUGCCAUAUUGAUAAUACAGGAUUACUCAAACGUGUGACUGAAACAAAACACAGUACAUUGGGCAAAACAGGAUUUGUAUGUGCACCACAGACGAGUAGUAGCAUGUGGCUCCUCUGCUGCUGCAGUUUUACCUGGAGGCACUGUCGACCUUUCUUUACUGUCUUCCGAAUACUCGUUUAAAUGACAUAUUCAGCACCUCUGCACCUGAGUGGAACAAACCUGGAGACUGAAAUAAGGGCGCUGUAAAAUUAGCUUUUGUUUGUAGCACUGUGCACAAGGCGGUGAUUACAUUCAGAGUUAUUUUUGGAGUUUUUCCAGCAGCCCAGGGCAUCAGUUAUAUUCUGCCAGAUGAGGCGAAGCUAAGAGUAGUACCAUUUUGCAGCUAUUCUCAUGAGAAACUAAAAAUGCAAGAUUGUCUUCAAAUAUUGAUCUUACAUUGACCCAGUUGUUUUAAAGGGCUCAUAUACACUAUUUUCUGAUCUAUGUUGUAAUGUUUCCUCGUCACAAACAGACCUGGAGUUGUGUUUUGUUUCAUUCGCACAUGUUUAACACACAAACUCUGCAUAUUUAGUAUUCUUCUCUCAGUCAGAAAAUACUCUGAAUGUAGGUAAACUUCAGUGUAGGUAAAAGACUGUAAACUUGAAAACUACAACUUAAUGACAUCACAAGGUGGAACAGAGCAUUCUGAGCUUUGGAGAUGUAGACAGACUACUAAUGCAAGAUUACUGUGUGAAUGAAACAAAACACAACUCCAGGUAUGUUUUGAUGGGUAAACAACAUUAGACAAUGGCUUAAAGCUCACAGGAGGCAAUUUUACGUAAUAUAUGAUCCUUAAAUUUAUAUACAGUCAGAGGAUGUCUCAUUUGCAGUUGUGGGAAGUAGCUGAAAACUUGUACCAAGAAUAUGAAUCUGAAUAUUAAUUUUGAGUAACUGUAUUCAGGUAAUUACUUUUGACUUGGUGAUAUUCAGGAUACAGUUACUUUUCUAAAAUCAAAGGAAUACAUGGCGGUACUUCAAGUGAAGUAGCCAUGUAAAGCCAUGAAAGCAUAUUUUUAGCUUUACAGUCAGUAGCACAGUGUUCCACAGCUCUACUGGCCUAUAUUCUUAUUGCUCUACAUAUUUACGUAAUCUAUGGGCUCUAUACAUUAAUCCACAUUAUAAGAUUACAUACAGAUCCUGCUGUUUAAUAUGCUGAUAUAUAAACAAAGAUGUGAUUAGUCAUGUAGGAUUAAAGUGAGAGCCAUCUGUUUGACUGUCUGCUGUCAAUACUGCUUUUAUAGUUGAAUUGUCAGUGUUGGAGAAAAUACUUUAAAGUACUUUUUUAUUACACAAAAGCGAAUCUUGUGAGAUUCAGGCCAUGUAAUAAUGCUGUUUUGUUUCAUUCACACAUUUUAAUCAUUUUUUAUUAGUCUCUCUACAUCUCCAAAGAUAAAAAUAGUUCUACCUUGUGAUGUCAUGAAGUGGUAGUUUUCAUAGCUACCUUUUACUGUACCAGAAUACAGUUUGGUACAUGUGUUUGGCCCUCUUGAGCCCCGUUUAAUUUUGAUAAUGUAGACAUGGGGUAAUACUGUUUGAAAUAUGAACACAUUCAGAGUUACUUCCCAAGACUGUAUGUAGCAUAUUUUUAUACACUUUCACUAGAAUCAUUUGGAUAAUUUCAGCCCUGGAACUGCCAAUCUCUACUGAACUAAGAGUAAAAUGUAAGAUGUUAACUGGAAAGCAACCCCUUCAUGACAUCACAAGGUGGAACAGAGCAUUUUAUGGAGUCACUGUGGUUCAGUUGUGGUUUAGUCUUGGUUUAGUCCUGCUUUAGUGCUGGUUCAGUCCCGGUUUAGUCCUCCUGGU
Molecule: messenger RNA, 4829 nt
Organism: Boleophthalmus pectinirostris (great blue-spotted mudskipper)
Lineage: Eukaryota; Metazoa; Chordata; Actinopteri; Gobiiformes; Gobiidae
Gene: taok3a
Product: TAO kinase 3a
Exons: 10
Coding region: 511-1263 (250 amino acids)
Biological process (GO): execution phase of apoptosis; protein phosphorylation
Molecular function (GO): ATP binding; protein kinase activity
Source: RefSeq, a predicted model, not a curated record